AAAAAUCGUCUGCUAGAAAUUAGAAUCACAUUUGGCCUGGAGUUUAGCUGAUGUUUGUUUCACAGGCAAAAUUUAAUUGCAGUCGAUAAUAUUCUUUCUGUGGCAUUUUCGUGCAACAUGACGUCCUUGCUUGGUUCCAUGAUUUCUACUCUUGGUAUGGCUCUAAGAUAUCGGCCUCUGAUCGGAGUUUCUAGUCAAGUUUCUAAAGCGAACGCUUUGUUCAACCCUGAAUGGACGACUGUUCGCUUUCGCUAUCAUGCUGACAAAGUUGCAAAAGGACCAGUUCCACGCCGUCAUGGCUACGAAGAAAAACUUUUCCAAAGUGGUCUUUUACCCAGAACAGCUUUUCCAGAUAGACCCCUUCCAAUUCCAACCUACAGACCCAAAAAUAGUUGGAAUGAAAAGAGAGCUCUUUUCGGUCAGAAUGACUAUAUUGAUAUCCUCGGGCCAUUGAAUGAGAUAUCUCAAAAAACACUCCAUCCUACACAGUUGCUGUAUCAUGUACCUCCAUGGCUAAGAGGAGUGCAAGGAAAUGAAUAUCAAGUUCUUCUGCGCAGAAGAAAAAUCGUGCAGAAGAAGGGUUACGCCCUAGGUCAUCCAACAAAGUGGGCUGCAUUAAACACAAGGAUUAAGAAACUGUAUACAUAUUUGAAUCAUAAGACAAAAUCGCCUUUCUGGAAACAUGCUUAGCAAACUUGAUGUGAAAUGCAGAAAAAAUGUAAUGAAAAUUCAUUAAUAAUCAGUUUUUAUAAAAUCAA
This is a messenger RNA of Daphnia carinata, 758 nucleotides long. It is a transcript of the gene mRpL51, whose product is annotated as large ribosomal subunit protein mL51-like. Gene Ontology annotation, cellular component: mitochondrial large ribosomal subunit. Gene Ontology annotation, biological process: translation. The record is from RefSeq and is a predicted model, not a curated record. NCBI's taxonomy places the organism in Eukaryota, Metazoa, Arthropoda, Branchiopoda, Diplostraca, Daphniidae. Bases 118 to 690 code for a protein of 190 amino acids. The transcript is spliced from 3 exons. Gene Ontology annotation, molecular function: structural constituent of ribosome.